GGACAUUUUAGUCGGUUUAAUAAACCGCAAUCGGUGAAAUCGACUCCUACGAAUCAGAACGCAUCCCGAGAGAUUAUCGAUACAGAGUAAAUAAAACGCGAAAGAAACAACAGCGCGUUCCUGAAAUACCGGAGCACAACAUCGUACAGUUAUAGUCAUAAUUCCAACGAAUUCCAAAAAUAUUUUGGCAGCGAACGCAGAAGGAAAGAUAGAAGGGACACGGUAAACAACGCCAUUGUUCUCGCGAAUAAAAUGGGCAACGUACGCAGCGAGUUUUUCCAAAACACCUCAGACGAUAUCUGGUGGCAGCCGGCAAGAGAAGCACCCAGAACACCGGAACCAGUGAGAAUACAACGGGAGGAUUUGAUCAACUUCAGGAGAGAGCUGGAGCUUAAGCAGCAGAAACGCAGGGAACUGAUCGAGGAGAAGCGAAAGGAGAUGAUGGAUUUGAGGGAGGAAGUGCAGCGUCUGCAGAAAGAAAACGAAGAUUUGAAGCAAGUGCGUAGUGGAUGUGACCACGUGAAAGAGAUCGCUCAACUGAAGGAUGAAAACGACGAUCUUAAAGUGGAAAUUGAAAAGUGGAAGAUCGAGCUUAGGAACAUGGCAGAUGUUGCGGCGAAGAACAGGGAAUUGCGUUUGAGCAUCAGUGAAAUGCAGGGUGAAGUGCAAAGAGUGAACUCUGAACUGGUGGCCAUCGAGCAGGAACGUUUGGAAUACGGCAAUCACAUCACGGCCUUGAAGGAUGUCGUUCGCGUUACUAAAAAUAUGCUGGAGAUUCGGGAAAACCAAAUCGAAGAACUCAAAAACAAAGUUAAAACUGUCGAAGAAUUGUUAGCCUCGAAAGAGAUGAAAAUCAUGUCCGAUGGUCUUAGGGAGGAGUACGAAAGGCAACUAAGGAACAUCAGGAAUUUGCGCGUGUUGUACGAGGAGCGGCAGAGAAUUGACAAGAAAGACAAGGAACAUUUGCAGACGCAAUUAGAAGAGACUCAGAAGCUGGUGGAAGAGGAACAAAAUAAAAACAAAGAACAUCUUCAGAGGAUUGCUGAAUUGGAAGAGGAGAACUCGAAGAAGUACGACGAAAUCAAUAAUUUGCAAUCAAAUCUAGGUUUGAGCAAAGCCGAUUGCAAGGAGUUACAAGGAGAGAUCGAUAUUAUAAACCAGCUAUUUUCAGAAAUCCUCUUGGGUUUUAACAAUUCACAAGAGAUUAACUUGGAUAAAACCAUCAAGAUUCUGGAGGAGAACCAUGGUUUGCUCACGAAAUUCGCCAACGAAGAGACAACAUCGAAUGCGGCGGCUUUACCCAAACUUUUGUUGGAUUUGAUUCAUCAAAUCGAUAAAGAAAACGAAUCAGAAGAUAAUUCGCAGGAAAUUAAAAAGGAAGGAGUUAUGCACCAAUUGAACAGCGCCGAGGAAAUCGUGGAGAAUUUGCCGAAAGUCUGGAAAAUUCUCAUUGAACUCUUGAGCCAUCAAAAUCCGCCAUCCAACGAUUUGAGCGGUGAUCACUGCUACAAAUCCAUCGAAACUCCGACUGGACCAAAGCUUAAACUGAGCGUUAGCCAAACAUUCAUCCGCUUAAAGGAUUUGAUUUUGGAGAAGAAGUUCCUUGAGAGGGAAAUGUAUAGGUUGAAACAUCUGAAUACGCAUUUGGGAGGACGCCUGCAGGAUCAGGAGAAGCGGUUGGAACUCGUGUCGGGGGAACUUGGUAAAACUUGGCACGUGGUUGGCAAGAUGCAGAGACAGCAUCAGCAGUUGCACACCCACGAGAAGGUGAUUCGCCACGAGUUGCAGCAGAAACGGAAACUGUUGGCGCAAUUGAAAGAGGAUCUGCAGGAUUGCCGGGAAAAGUGGGUUUUGGCCAGGGAGAAGAAUAACUCGACGCAGGAGCAAUGGAAGGAACUGAGGAAGGAAUUCGCCGCAAGGAAGAACCUCAAUGAUGAUUAUAACAAUAGCGGGGAGAGCGGUUACAGCGACAAGGAUACCAGCGAGGAUGAACGGGGAUACGAAACGGACGUGGAGGAGAAACCAGAUAAGCAUUCCUUGGAGAAGACUGAAUUUAACGAAAGACAAAGCGACGGGUUUCAGGCUUCAAACUAUUUCCAAGAAGAGCAGCAAUCAAAUGGAACUGUACAAGUAGUUGCAAUUAACGAAGAAGAAGCUUCGGAGAUCUGUAACGAAGAGCAGGAUCACGAUGAAACGUCACCAAAAGAAUUAAAUUCAAGUGAAGCAAGUUCUGUAAUAAAUACUGAAAAUCUUCAAGAAGAAACACGCCGUGAAGAUAAUGCUAGUGAACAACCGAAAUCUAUAACUGUCGAAGAUUUCUUAAACACUCGAGAAAUGAAAUUGAAAAGGCUCAAUCAAGAAUGCAAGGAAUAUUUGCAGAAAGUUACAAAAUCUACAGAGACACAAGAAAAUACUACAAAGUUGGAAAACUUGUAUGAAAAUUAUAGUUUAAAUAUGGAAGAACAGCCAAGCACAUCAGAUAAUUAUUUACCAGAAAUCAAUGAAGAACAAACAAUUACAGAUAGAUCUUUAGCUAACACUACCACAAUAAAAGAUGAUGCAAGUAGUAGCCAAAUGACUAAUACAACAUGUGAAACAACAAAUUCAAAAGAUGAAUGUAUUAAUACUAGAUGUGAGAAUGUCCAAUCUAUUUCCAUACCAGAGGAACAUAAAAUAGAAUCAAGUAACAUGAAUGAAUCACCACAACCUAAUGUAUCAUCUGGAGCAAUUCCCAAGUCAAACGAAGCUACUCCUUCUACGUCCAGGACUACCGAAGAAAUCCUGCAAAGGCGAGAAGAGCGUCUGAAACGUUUAGAAGAACAGAGCAAACAGCUCCUGCAAAAAGUCACAAAAACGACAGUCAAAAGUGCAGACAUAUCGCAGAAGUUAGACUCGUUGCAUGAAAUGUACGGUGAUCCUAAGGAGGAAGACGAACCUGAAACCAAACCAGACAAAGAAACCUAAUUGUUAUAAGUGCAUAUUUUUAUUAUAAAUAAUUGUUUAUA
Molecule: messenger RNA, 3005 nt
Organism: Nicrophorus vespilloides
Lineage: Eukaryota; Metazoa; Arthropoda; Insecta; Coleoptera; Silphidae
Exons: 7
Coding region: 253-2964 (903 amino acids)
Source: RefSeq, a predicted model, not a curated record